AUUUCGUCAGUCUAUUGCUCUUUCGGUUUGAAUUCGAUUCGUGUUUGCUUGUUGAGCAAGAAAUUAAAAUAAUUUAACUAAUUUACCGAGAAGUAUAAAAUUUCAAGAUGAUAAGUUUUAAGGAUCUUUACAAGGAGGAUCUGCAGAAGGCAACCAAAAAGAUGAAACAACCCAAGGUGUCUACCAAGAAGCCCAAGAAGAUUGAGAAGCUGAUGGAGACUACCGAUGAGUUGCUAACCCCGUACUGGUUCUGGCCCCACUACAUCGAUAAUAAUUUAGUGCCCAAGUCCUUGGCAGAAUCUAUUAUAAAAGGAUCUGAUCCGGGCCUCUCGCCCUUAUCCCAUUCCUCGAAACUAUCUGUACUGGAUACCAGUUCGGGAUCAACUGUUAGUAUUUCGAAUAGAAAGGCCUUUAGUCCGUGUGCUGCUCCACCGAUCUUGGUGAACGAAAGUCCCGAUAAUACCUUCUACGAUAUAAUGGUGAUCACAAGACAGCGUCGUAGUCGUGUCUCAGAGAACGCUUUUAAUAUAGAUGAAUAUCUGGGCAGAAAGCCAAAGGACGAGUGUGAAUCUCCCCUGGAUAUGUUCAGGAGAUUUAAUCCCACAGUUCCCGAGAAUCAGGGUAACAGGAAGCAAAAAUCAGUGACAACAAAGCCAAAGACUGUGCCAUCCUCGCCAUUGGAUAUGAAUCCUUUUUUGGAAUCGAUGCUGAAUAUACAUGACUUUGAGAUGAUUUGGAAGAGAAAGGGCGACAAUUUGGAGAUAAGCAGGGCCGAGGGACUUAUGAAAUUGCUCGGAAGAGCACUUUCACCAGCAGAGAUACUUCUAGAGUCCGUGAAGAACUUGUGGCACGAUGACUUGGAGAUUCAAAUCGAAUCAAAAUUCUUUCACGUUGAUCGUUAUAUUUUCACUUAUUAUGCCACCAAUUUUCGCGAUAUGCGUGGCAGUUUUUUGCAAUUUCCAGUCUGUAAAAUCGGUAUGGAAUUGGUGAUGGAACUCUACGAUUGGAUGGUAACCGACAACAAGACCAUCGAUAUCAAUGGCAAACUAAUACCCUUCUGCAAAGCAGCCAAAUUUUUGGGAAUCAGCUCCUUGGAGGACCAAUAUUGGGCCACAUUUGCGUUGUCCGGUGAUGCUGGUAUUUGGGAACAGAAUGCCUUUCAUACUUAUUUGCUAGCCAGGGAUGAGAAGUGCGAGGAUCUAAUGUCCUUAAUGAUGGCCAGGAUUAGGAAGUGCUUUCUGCCGUUGGUCGCUUCUCGGGAGUUCUUGGAGUUUGAUGCCAAUGAGGUGGUGUUCCUUCUAAAUCAGGACACCCUUUGUGUGAACAGCGAGGACGAGGUGUUCUUUGCCGCUGUUUUUUGGUUGGACUUUGCCUGGAAACAGCGCAACAUAUACACAGAGUUUGUGAUGAGUAGUGUCCGGUUUGCCCAUCUCAGUCCUUGGCUGAGACUCUCCUUGUCGAAUCACCAGGAAAAUCAAAUUAUCGCCAAGAUUGCGGCCUAUCCGAAGGUCGUAUCAUAUCUGUGGGAGGCCAAUAACUUCUGUCAGGCCAGGAUGUAUGCCACUCAGCUACAGCAGUCCCCGACCCACAUCAGUGCCAUCCAGGCCCUCAUAAAUCAAUGUAAUAAAUAUAAUAUUACAGAGCGCUUCUGGGUCUACUGCCUAGGAGUUCCUCAUCACCACGACAACCGGUGCUGUCAUUAUCGGGAACUGACUUAUGAGACAUUCAAGCUAUUUCUGCAUCGUGUGCAAAGUCGGGCCCAGAGCUUCAUGGAUGAUUUGAAGUUUAUUCCGAAUCGAAUCACGGGUAAUUAUAUUUGUUGCUAUGAUAAAGUCAUGAAGCCGAUGGCCGAAAGGACAUGCCCCAGGCCCGAGUGGUAUACUAAGAAGCUGACUGCUGCUGAGCGCACUUAAAAAAAAAGGCCAUUUAAGCAAACAAUUCGUUUCAUUAAAUUAUUUUGUUUAAUAGUUAAUAGA
Drosophila ananassae is the source of this 1976-nucleotide messenger RNA. RefSeq lists its product as uncharacterized. Bases 108 to 1913 code for a protein of 601 amino acids. The record is from RefSeq and is a predicted model, not a curated record. The transcript has 3 exons. Lineage: Eukaryota; Metazoa; Arthropoda; Insecta; Diptera; Drosophilidae.